Molecule: messenger RNA, 3690 nt
Organism: Gymnodraco acuticeps
Lineage: Eukaryota; Metazoa; Chordata; Actinopteri; Perciformes; Bathydraconidae
Exons: 11
Coding region: 274-2679 (801 amino acids)
Cellular component (GO): precatalytic spliceosome
Molecular function (GO): double-stranded RNA binding; single-stranded RNA binding
Source: RefSeq, a predicted model, not a curated record
UUAGCUUGUUAGUUGUUUGGUUGCUCAGAUAACAGAAAUGUUUGUUUAUUUUCUAUCUGUAGGGUGAACAAACAUCAAUAUUUGUGACCUUACGUUUAGUCAAGUUACGUCGUUAAUACGUUUUAUUGAUAACACACAUGUUUACUAACUUAUUCUUAAAACACGUGUAACGUGAGUUUACGUUAAUUGACAACGGUUAACGGUAGUGAACAGCCGUUAAGUAUUGUAUUUAACUCUACGGGGAAACGUGGGUGGUGAUUCUACAAAGGCAGUAUGCAGCCGGUUGAAGCACAAAAAGGUGUUUCUACCAAAAGCCAGCUGUUGGAUUCUCUGAAGGUUUAUCUGAACAACAAGAGCAGAUUACAACCCAUCAUCGGCCUGGGCAGUAUUAUAGAAUGUGUGAAGGCCGGUACACAUAACAAAGAAAUAUUGUUCCUGUGUGAGGUAUGUGUGUGUCAACUUAAUAAAGCUGACAUGCGAAACCACAUCAUGGGAAGUCUCCACAGAUACAACUACAUUAAAGCCUGGCACCCCCACUUAGUGUCUGAAUGGAAGGAGAAGUCUGACCUGUCUAAGCUGGCCUGGCCACUCAUGGAGAUGGCUAAGACACUUGAGGGGAAGGAAGGGCCCGGAGACGUCCAGGUAUGUUGUUUAACUGUGUACGUUGUGGAUGCAAACAGAUGCAUGUUUGGAUAUGAGCCCUCACAUCUUUGUGUGUACAUUCAUAUAAAGUGGUUAGAGCUCGAAGAUGCUGUAUACCAGAGGAUAGCAACAAACAGCGAGAAUGACGCAGUAACUCUGAUAACUAUCUUGAGAGACCAGCAGGGUGAAACUGAAAGCCUUUCAGAGAGCACAUCUACACAGCCGGAGCAAGAUUCCCCCCAAUCUCAGAGGAUUGUAUUACUUUCCAAAAACCGACAAGGACAGAUCUCCGAAGUGCCAGAGACAAAUUUAACAAUAGAUGUAAUCAAGUCCACACGGCGUUUAGAGAACACUUCACCUGAACCCUCCCUGCCAUCAGAGAACUGCAGCAGCUCUCUGGAUGGCUACACGGGAACCGAGCCUCUUAUUGGUCUUCUCCGGGUUGUUGAAUGCAGAGGUGAAGAUGGCCGCACAUACUGUUUCUUAUGUCACUGCUGCCGCAUCAGAGCCAACGAGAAUGACAUCAUUGAUCACCUAACCAGAACUUCCCAUCUCAUCAACUACUUGAUGGAAACUCAUCCUGAGCAGGUUGAGGUCAUUCUGGCAGAUAUUAAUGACGACUAUCAGCUUCUCGUAUCACUGGCCAUGGAGGUGGAGAAAGAAGAGGGCAGAGGGGAGAUGAAGGUGAUCAAGACACCAGAAUCACUCGGUAUUCAACUGACUGGUAAAAGUUACCACUGGUGUGUAAAGAUGAUGAGUAAUGGAAGGAAACAUCCAGACAUCCAAAAGCCGAAAAGAGCCAAUAAAGAUCAAGGCAUGCCAGAGAAAUGUGCCGUGGUGCUUUCGCAAUGGCCAAAGAGUAGGAGCACUAAGAGGAAAAUGAGGGGAGUGACAAAUCCUGUGUUUAAGGUAAGCCUGCCUCUAACCAAAGGUUCUCUGCUGCUGAAGAGGAGUCCGUUCAUCAUGGACAGCCUUCCUGUGUCCUCUGCAUUCCCCCAUUCACCGGACUCGGAUCUUCCAGAGUCGCCAGAGUUCCACUCAGAGGAUCGUGAGGUGGACUAUGACACUGAAUCAUUUGCAAUAAACCCAGCUGAAGAAUCCGUUCAACAUCAGCAAGAUCGCCACAGUGGAGAAGGACAGGCUGGUCCAUUCAUGGAACCAGAAAGAAACGUCACAGUGACUCCGUAUCAACAGAUGGAUGGACAUUAUAAUGGCAAUGAAUACUUUAACCCUUCAAAAGACAUAACCAGAACAACAUAUCAAAAGGUUUAUGGGGGAAAUAAUUACAACACACAUCAAGGUUCUCACGUAAAAUCAAAUAAGAGGGUUUACGAAGAGGGGCCAAAUGAAGGCCAACAGACUCAGAAUGAUUGGUCGACGCCUGCUGUGUCCCACACUCAGGACUGGCCAUCCCAUAACUCGGUCUACAGAUAUGAGACGGGUUCCACCGAGCAGUGGUACAAUCCAACUCCACAAAGUGCAGUUGGCCCAAGAAUUGAGAGAUGCCAAGAGGUUAGCUUUGAUGCUACUCAACAUUAUUACCAGCAACAACCGCCAACUCAGUACAUGGCACACAAUCAUCAAAGUCUUCAGAUAGGCAGUGCGGGACAGCACUGUUGGUCUGGUGAUACGGCUGCUCAUACAGAUGCUGCUAGGGUCCAAAUGCAUCCUCACUUAGGAGAUCCCCAUGCACAAAAUGGCAGUAAUGCACCAGUGCCUGGAGCACAGUUUGAACCGAGUCAAGUGCAAACAUACAUGGAGUUUUCCGUUGGUCAUGUCAAGACAGCUUCACAAAAUGAUGCGGCACAACCUACGGCCCAUCAAGGCAUCCAAGCAGGCUAUGGGAUGCAGUCUUUCCCCAACUACAAUGCUGGACCUUGGACAAACCCUUACCAACACUUACCUCAUCAAAACAGCGGUGGAGAUGAUGUUGGAUGGGGGGGGUCUCAGUCAAAUGCUUACAUGCCACCUCAGCAAGCUCAGUGGUAUUAUGGAGCCCAGUCUGAGGUUAAUUACCGAGCAGCUGGUUUGAUUUGACGAUUUCAGGAAGUACAGAUAAAACAUCUUCAUGUAUGUUAGCAUUUCCAAUUUUUUACUAUGCAAAUUUGGCAAACCCCCACUGACACCACGUUUCUAUUGAAGGAGACAUUUUUCUAGCACCAUAUAAUGAAAACGCACACAGAUGCGCCGGCUUAGGUUCUAUUGGUGCUGUGGCAUUUUUCUUUCUUCUUAAAAUGUUUUCCCUAGUCUCUGUCAGAAAUGGGAAUCUCCUAAUGGAGGGAUGUUAUGCCUUUCAUUUUGAAUGUUAUUUAAAAUGACCACAUUUUUUUUUUUUUUCUUUACAUUAAACAGAAUUUCUUCUAUUCUUUAAUCAAAAUCUAAAACAAAUCUGAUUGUGGACCAUUGUGUUGAAAUGUGCCUAGAUAGUGACAUAUUUCCUUUGACAUUAGGUGUUAUAAGUGAAAGUGUAUUUGUUGUAUCAUCUGGUUACAGAAAAGUUUUGCGCUGAUUUAUAAAUUGUAUUGGUUCAGAGCAACUGCUGAUAAGUUAUAAAGGUUCAAAUCAGAAUUUCUUCUAUUCUUUCAUCUAAAACCAAAUCUGAUUGUGGACCAUUGCGCUGAAAUGUGCCUAGAUAGUAACAUUAUUUCCUUUGACACUGUUGGUGCUAUGAGUAAAAGUGUAUUUGUUGUAUCAUCUGGUUAUAGAAAAGUUUUUUGGUGAUUUAUAAAUUCUAUUGGUUCAGAGCAACCGCUGAUAAGUUAUAAAGGUUCAAAUCAGACUAAAGCUCAGUUUAAAAAAAAAAAGAAGACCAAUUUCACUUUGUAUGUUAUGUUCAAUAUGUGCCUAGAUAACUCCAAAUAAGUAUUACAUUUACAAUUAAAGUGAAGACCUACUUAAGGUUUGUGCCAACAUUUAUUUACUCUGUUUUUGAAAGACCUCUUUUUGCCUGUUUUGUGAACCACUAAAGAUAGUAUGUCGACAAUGGUGUUCUAGGUUGGAACCAGUGUAACAAUUAUGUUCUGUUCAAAAUAAAUGCUUACUAAAACC